Engraulis encrasicolus (European anchovy) is the source of this 3111-nucleotide messenger RNA. It is a transcript of the gene gjc4b, whose product is annotated as gap junction protein gamma 4b. NCBI's taxonomy places the organism in Eukaryota, Metazoa, Chordata, Actinopteri, Clupeiformes, Engraulidae. Gene Ontology annotation, molecular function: gap junction channel activity. Gene Ontology annotation, biological process: cell-cell signaling. The record is from RefSeq and is a predicted model, not a curated record. Gene Ontology annotation, cellular component: connexin complex. Bases 209 to 1417 code for a protein of 402 amino acids. The transcript has 3 exons.
AGGAUCGUUCCUCUCUGUGGAUGGUCACAUGGUACCACAUUGGACUGAAUGGGUUAAGACAAGCUAACGCUUUUGUUGAAGACGCCGAGACGAGGGAAAAGUGGGCACCGAUUUGAGAUAUUUCCGUGGAACUACUAAGAAAAUCCACGGAAUAAGGACGGACUGAUUCGUUUUCGGCGUUUGAGAGUCCUCCCGACCCGCCAGCACCAUGAGCUGGAGUUUCCUGACGCGGCUCCUGGAGGAGAUCUCCAACCACUCCACGUUCGUGGGGAAGGUGUGGCUCACCAUGUUCAUUGUCUUCCGGAUCGUACUGACGGUAGUGGGCGGGGAGUCGAUAUACUACGAUGAACAGAGCAAGUUUGUAUGUAACACGCAACAACCUGGUUGCGAGAAUGUGUGCUACGACGCCUUUGCGCCGCUCUCGCAUGUGCGCUUCUGGAUCUUCCAGAUCAUCUCCAUCACCACGCCCACCAUCAUGUACCUGGGCUUCGCCAUGCACCGCAUCGCCCGCAUGGACGACAGCGAGUACAAGCCGGCGCGACCGCGCAAGCGCAUGCCCGUGGUGACGCGCGGCGCCGCCCGGGACUACGAGGAGGCGGAGGACAACGGCGAGGAGGACCCCAUGAUCGAGGAGGAGAUCGAGAUGGAGAAGGACAAGGACAAGGAGACGGAGAAGACGCCCGGCAAGAAGCACGACGGCCGGCGCCGGAUCAAGCGCGACGGCCUCAUGAAGGUCUACGUCCUGCAGCUGCUCUUCCGCGCCGGCCUAGAGGUGGCCUUCCUGUUCGGCCAGUACAUCAUGUAUGGCCUGGAGGUCAUGCCCUCCUACGUCUGCUCCCGCAGCCCCUGCCCGCACAUAGUGGACUGCUUCGUCUCCAGGCCCACGGAGAAGACCAUCUUCCUGCUCAUCAUGUACGUGGUGAGCUGCCUGUGCCUGCUGCUGACCGUGCUGGAGAUCCUGCAUCUGGGCGUCAGCGGCAUCCGAGACGCCUUCCGCCGCCGCUCGUCCCACCACCAGCAGCAGCAGCAGCAGCACCGCGCCCACCUUGCCAUGUCCAGCCAGAGGCCCUCCAUCUGCCGGCAGGUGCCCAGCGCCCCGCCCGGCUACCACACGGCCGUCAAGAAGGACGGCAAGCUGCUGCCCGUGGGCAUCAAGCCCUCCGACUUCCGGGACAACCUGGCCGAUUCGGGCCGGGAGUCGUUCGGGGACGAGGCGUCGUCGCGGGACCUGGACCGCCUGCGGCGGCACCUGAAGCUGGCCCAGCAGCACCUGGACCUGGCCUACCAGAACGAGGAGAGCAGCCCGUCGCGCAGCAGCAGCCCCGAGUCCAACGGCACCGCCGUGGAGCAGAACCGCCUCAACUUCGCCCAGGAGAAGCAGGGGGGAACCUGCGAGAAAGGUCAGCAGAACGUAUAGAAGGUCUCCGAGCCUAAACACGCCUCAAGACUUUGUCUGCUUCAAUGUCUGCCAAAAUGCCAUGCAUGGAAAGCGAGAAGUAGUCUGGACAAAGACACACUCUGAGAAGAGGAUGAUUGUGUGUGUGUGCGCGAGCGCGUGUGUGUGUGUGUGUGUGUGUGUGUGUGUGUGUGUGUGUGUGUGUGUAUGUAUGUAGGGGAAGAGUUUAUUAGUGUGGUUCAAGAACUGUUUUUGUAUGUGUGGGUGUGUGUUUGUAUGCACUGGUGGAGAGACUGCCUCGCAGUAUUAUGGUUCGUGAAGUCCAAGGAAACUACAUGCCAAACUCUGGAACUCUGCAACAUCUCUCUCGCCCACCAGCCCUACUUGAGCGCCAGUACCGCCUGACGAUCCAAAGUGCCCAUGAGCCAAAUGGUAGAGGAGCUGCUUUCAAAACCUGACCAGAAGGCGACUGUGCAGUACUUUUUGACUUUUAAAAAAAGUGUCAUAGGAAAUGAUAGGCAGGUUUUUUUUUCCUUUUAUACCUCUGUUCUUAUGAAGCAAGGAGGUUUGCAUCUCAAAAUGCCUUAAACUUUAUAACUGGAGUUUACAUUUGUUUUUCAUUCCAAAAAAAAAGAUGGAAGCUGGACUUGGUGUGCAGGCUGUUAUGUGGUGUCCAUUAAUUUUUUUGUACAUCACAGGAAUAGAGGUCAUUUGUGUGUAGAUUAGAGAUCCAUAGUUGCGUAUAUGUCUAAAAUAUAGCUGUGAUUUGGUACAAAACGUGGCUUUUCUUUGGGGACGAUUAGUUUUUUUCUGCCCUGAAAUACUGUGUAAGAAGUUCAGAAUUUAUUGUUCCCAUGGUCCAUCAGACAAGGAUGACUUCUGGGAUGCCCCCUAAAGCAUCACCAUGGAGAUUUUUUUGUAAACUAAUACAUCAGUGACCAUGGCCUGUGUUGCAUCUUAAGGUGAGAGCCACGUUUUGGUGCCUUUGUCCAAAAUGAAUGAAACAAAAAACCUGGGAAAUGCUUGAAGUACUUGUGAAUCUUAAUAUUAAAAACUGUUGUUUCUUAAGCGUUUGCUACAUACGCCAUCUUUUUGUACGAUUUUCCUUUUUCUCUUUUUGUAUAUGAGGAGUUUAAUCUAUAUCACAGUACGAACAAAGAAAGCUUGUGUUAAGUAAGUUCAGAAAGUCGAUUAGUCAGGUGUGUCUGGGUGUAGUUUUUUUUUCUCUAAGAAUGUUUUCAAAUAGGAAGUGGUCACUCAUCAGUCAUAUGAAGUCCAUGUGUGCCAGCUCUGCCCAGGUGGUUAGUGUCAAAGUGGCUCAAGAAGCUGCCUGUCCUGUCAAAACAAAAGCACUAGGAAGACGAACAGUGGAACAAGCCAUAUGCCUGAUGUUACUGACCUAAGACUUCAUUGUUUUUAUGUAAACCUGAUUAUGAAGUGUGUCUAUGCAACACCAUUAUGACAAAACAAUUGCUCCAUCUUCCUACACACGGUACGCGACCUGUGGCAAUAUUAAUAUUGUGUCUGGCAAUGCAAAGCCUAACACGUGUAACCGGGGCAAUAAUAGAAGAUCUUUGGAAGAAAAGAUGGCUGAAGCUACUAUUUCAUUGAUACAUUUCAUCGCUUUUGUAAACCUUGAGGCAAAAAUGUCAUCUCAUUGUAUUUUUGAUAUUUCUCCUUUUUAUACUUUUUUUGUACAAAUAGUAUUUUUUGUG